UGACGUCACAAUAUUGAUUGCAAGAAAAUCGUCUUUUAGACGCCAUCUUAAAUAAAAGUGAUAUAAGUUUUGGUAGCGUAGAAUAUAGUUAAAAUCUAAAGUAAUCCUAUUUUAGAAGUUAGAAUUUGAGCUUAGUUAUUUUUAAUUUUGUAUAUCCAAGUGUAACGGACCAAGUUGUUGGUCGGAGCGAGGUGUCCUCCUGAUGGUGUGUACAUCGCAGCAUGUCUGCACUCUCGACGCCGGGCGGCGGAGGCACUACGGCGCAGACCAAGCCGACGUCCGGCAAACAAAAGUACCAGAAGUUGGACAUCAAUAGCUUGUACUGCGCCAACAGGAAUGAAAACUCCGAGCCAUCAUCAGUAAAGUCUCAACUAAGCCGUAAACAUGGAAUGCAAAGUCUUGGAAAAGUACCUUCAGCUAGACGACCACCUGCUAACUUACCUUCUUUAAAAACUGAGACAGGACAGGAUCCUAACGCUAACUCUAUCUCUGCAACUCCUGCGUCGGCUCCGGCACCGGCAGCAACAUGCAACUCACAGACUGGUCCGACAUCACUGAGCAGCAAUGCGGGUGCGGGCGCGGGGGGCGGCUGGGUGCCGCUACCCCCUCCUUCCUCCCCCCACUUCCGCACAGAGUUCCCGUCGCUGGAGGCCGCGGCGCAACCCUCACACCGCUCCGGCGACCACGCCACAUCACAGCCACAGCUAAGACCACAAACGGAAGGCAGCUGGACGUCCGGUGGCACGGCCGGGGCGCGCGGCGAGGCGCCCCCCGCCGCCGCGCCCGCCGCUUCACCCGCCUCGCAGCAGCCGCCCGCCUUCCGAGCCAUUCUUCCUUCCUUCUUGAUGAAAGGUAGCGGCGGCGGCGGGAUAGGGCUGGGCACGCUGGGCACCCUGCGGGACAGUCGGCCUGCGGGCGGCGGCGGCGGCGGCGGAGGGGCGAGGGCCCCGCCCGCGCGCGCCCCGCCCCCGCCCCGCGCCGUCGAGGUGCUCACUACCCGCCCCAUCCUGCGGGACGAACAGAUCUCGUCGCUAGACGAUAUAUCGCGCGACGCCGGCUGGGCUCAGCACGAUGAUAUUGACUAUGACCAAAAGUUGGACUUUUCCGACGGUGAGUCAUCGGCCCCCUCCGGCAAAGGCGGCAAGGGGAGCAACCGCGCCAGCAUGGACAAGGAGCGGUCCGAGUCCAAGCUGGACGAGGAGCAGAUCUGGGCCGAGCGCAGGCAGAAGCAGAGCAACGAGGUGGCGGCGGCCGUGGCGCGCGCCAGGCAGCGCAAGGAGGACGAGCAGCGCCGCCAGCGCGAGCCCGAGCGCUACGAGCGGGACCGGCCCGACAACCGAGACAGGCAAGACAACAGGGACAGCCGGGACCGACCCGACAACCGGGACAACCGCGACCGGCAAGAUAACAGGGAUACCCGCGAGCGACCCGACAACCGGGACGCUCGCGACAGGCAAGACAACAGGGACAGUCGGGACAGCCGCGAGCGACCCGACAACCGGGAUAUGCGCGACCGACCCGACAACAGGGACAGGGAGCGCCAGGACAACCGGGACCGGGAGCGGCAGGACAACCGAGACCGCGAGCGCCCCGAGCGGGACGGCCGCGGCCGCGACCCGCGCGACCGCCAGGACACCAGGGAGCGCCAGGACACAAGAGAACGCCAGGACAACAGGGAGCGUCCAGAUGCUAGGGAGCGCCAAGAUACGAGGGAGCGUCAAGACACUAGAGAGCGUCAAGACACUAGAGAGCGUCAGGAUACCAGAGAGCGUCAGGACACGAGAGAGCGCCAAGACAAUGUCGAUAAGGACCGCGACCGCCCCGACAGGGACCGGUUCGACCGCGACCGCGCCGACCGAGACAAGGCGGACCGCGACUUCCGGGACCGCGACCGCGACUACAACCGCGAUCGCGAGCCACAGAACGCGGCGUUCUCCAAGUCGUUCCAGAACAACAUUCCGCCGCGCUUCCUGAAGCAGCAGCAGAGCCGCGGGGAGGAGCCGCCGCACGCCGGCAACAAGGGCUGGGCCUUCUCCGCCAAGCCCGCGCCGCGCCGCGCCGAGCCGCCGCCAUACAACGCGCCCCGCCACGCGCCGCACAACGGACGACGAUCAUACUCCAGGGACUACUCAGACCGAGAGGAUGAUUUCAGACGAGAAAAGGAGGGCUCCGGUCCACAGUGGCGAAACGAAAUGCAGGAUUAUGAACGUCAAAGUUCGAAAGAUUCAUACAAGGAUUAUGAUUACAAGGACCGGAGGAGUGAUUCCGACAGGAAAUCUAUUGAUAGCUCAACCGAGCACAGCAGUAGGACAUCCGCUGCCGAUAAAUUAAGCGAAGUAUUUGAAAGGAAGAGCAUAGGCUUGGUAGAGCCGUUUGCUAAUGCAGAUUCUACCACGCAGCAAUCCUCGGAACGCAGACACAGCCCGCCCUCCAUUGCGUCUCGAAAUUCAGCCGAAAGAGACUACAGCCAAGCGUCCUGGGCUGAGGCAUCUCUGGAGGAACAAACAGGUUACACGCAUCAGAAACCUGAAAAAGUAACACCUCAGAAGCAAGAUAAUAAGGAUCAUCACGAGAGUGCGCGACCGGAGAGCGAGGUGAGCAAGCGCGCCGCGCACCCGCCGGCCGCCGCGCCCGCCCCGCCCGCGCACCACGCCGCCCCUGCACAGCCCGCCCCCGCCCACCACCCCGCCCCCGCGCACCACGCCGCGCACGCGCUGUCCGCGCCCUUCGGCGCCGACCCGCAGCCGCUCGUCAGCAAGUACCAGGGCAGCCAGCCCGCGCCGCACAACUACGCCGCCGCCGCCCAACCCUCUUCACAAUCUCAAACUAACACCUCUUCUAGUCUCUCUCAGACUUCUUCUUUCUGUGAUAACCAAACUAUGUCUAAGCCGACUAAUCAACCUAUCGCUAAACCUAUUCUUCAAAAUGAAAUCUCUACUAACCACCAACUACAAAAGCAACCUUCACCUGAGCAGCUACCUCAGCACACUGCCAAGCCAAUUUUCUCAUCUCAAAAAUCGGACAAAGACAUGUCGGAAGCGGAAUCCGUUGCGUCGAAAUCGAGCGCCGACGCGGUGACCAAGGUCAAUGACAAGAUAAACGCAGAAUCUCUACACGGUAAUGUCGAUACUCAAAAGAGACCCAGUAUUCCGGUAGAGGAAAAGCGGGUCGAGCGACUCGGUAACGAGCCCUUCAACAAAAUGCCAGGAAAGGAGCCCGUGGAACGGAAAUCCAGCGGGUCCGGAUCCGAGAAGAAAGGGCGCGGCUACGGCAGCGGCGGCGGCUACGCGGUGUACAACAACCGCGGCUGGGGCCGGGAGUCGCGCGGCCGCCGCUCGCACCGCUCCUCGCGCUCCAACAACCGCGCCAGCGAGUCCGACGGCUCCACGGACGGGGCGGGCGGGGCGGAGCGCGCAGCCCGGCGCCGCGCCCCGCGCUCCCCGCGCGCCCCCGACCAGCCGCCGCCCGCGCACGACGCGCAGGAGACGCGCGAGCCCUUCGCGCCGCGCGGCCAGCCCUCGCGCCGCGGCCGGGGCGGCUUCCAGGGCGCCAACCGCCCGCCCGCGCCCGCCAAGAGAGUCACUGGCUACGGACCUCCCAACACAAAGAGCCCCUUCAGUCAAGCACAUAGGGCCACUAAGGACGGUGAGGAUCCUAUUAAAGAGGGUGGUCAAAUGGAUGACAAAACGAAAGCUAACAAACAGCGCACCGGCUCUUCUACCGCUAGAGGCGACGGGGGGCGAGGGCGGGACCGCCGGGCGCGCGGGGCCGGGACUGUGCCCAGCGGGGAGGACGAGAACUGGGAGACCACGUCGGAGCAUUCGGAGGGCGGCGGCGCGCGCCGGCCGGGCGGGGGCAGGCCGCGACCGCAGGGGCCGCGCCCGCCGCGACAGAACAACAGAAAUGUUCAAGGUGGAAAGAAAGAUAAUCAACCGGAUGGUAAUCGAACUGCCGAGGUUACAGAGGCUAUGUCUGAUCUUAAGUUAGCUGGUAAAAAGGAAGACGAAGUGGCCGAUGAUGGUUUCCAAGAAGUUAGAAAUAAGAAAACACCCAAGGACGCUCGAGGUCCGCCGGCGAAAGAAGAAAAUAACCAUGGCCAAAAGCCUAGAUCUCAUUCUAACCAGGGUGGCGGUCGUAACGGUUCCUCUUCUAGAAACACGAAUGAUAAGCCACGCGGUUCUGCACCGGCGUCCAACAAGCCGGGCGCGCAGUACGAGCGGCCGCGCCAGCCCAACCUGCCGCCGCGCUUCGCCAAGCAGCGGCAGAAGCAGCAGAUGGGCCUGACCAGCGGGUUCGGCCCCGACACGGGCGCCGCGCCGCCGCCGCCGCCCGUCAACGCCUGGGAUAAACCCAUCUCCCAGUCGCUCCGAGGCAACGUCGAGGAGCCUCCGGUGGAGAACACCGAAGUUAAAUCAGCUCCGUGCAGUCAACGCAGCACGCCGCCCGAGGUGCCCAGUGAAGUGAGCAAGCCUGCCAGCACGUGCGCCGCCGCCGCCGCUGCCGACAAGACCGGUGUACUUGACGGAUCCACACCUCCCGUGGAGACCAUCAUAUUUGAGAAUACUAACUACAAGACAGCCCCUCCGGCGGAAGCACUCAAGCAGAAAUACCAACCGACCGCGAAUGCGGCCAAGCCGGCAGUGGAGGAGGUGCCCGCCGAGGUGGAGGCGAGGCCGAUGACGUUCAACGGUGACGUGAGGGCGCUGCCGCCGCGCACCAUACAGGAGCUGAUCGAUACCAGCCGGCCGAUGGGCGACGGCGAGGGCCUCGGCUUGCAGAUGUCGUUCGAGUCCGCCCAGAAAGCCGAAGACUCGUCCGACAUGAAGCUGGACUUCGCGUUCGACUCGGACCUCGGGCAGCUGACGGAGGACAAGGCGGGCAAGGCGCUGGGGCUGCCGCGCGGCGCGCACCUGAGCACGUCCAGCACCAUCUCGCCGCUGGCCGCCGACCUCAACCUGAAGAUCGCCAGCGUGAAGAAGGUGUGGGAGAUGCCGGCCGUGGCCGAGAGCGGCGAGGAGCUGCAGUUCGCCGGCUUCGAGGAGGGCGGCGCGGAGGCGGGCGCGCCGCCCAACGUGUGCAAGGUGAAGCCCACGCAGCAGCUGCAGUCGCCGCCGCCGCAGCACUACAACCACGUGAGCUACCAGGGCGGCUACGGGCCGCUGUCCGUGCCGUCGCCGCCCGCCGUGCUGUUCAACAGCUCGCAGCAGCUGCUGUCCUCGUCGCAGCAGGGCUCGCUGUACGGCGCCUUCCUGGACCAGAGCCGCGGCCAGUUCGGCGGCUUCCCGCCCACGCCCUACGGCGCCGGCUCGGCCGCGCCCUACAACUACCAGCCGCCGCCGGACAUGUUCCAGAGCCAUCCCAACCAAUACCGAAUGGCGGCAGCGGGAGGCGGGGCCGCGUUCGGGCAGUCGGGCCAGCUGGCCAACAGCCCCAGCACGAUGCUGAUCUCCAGCACGUCCAACUCGCUCAUGUCGGCCACCGUCAAGCCCUCGUCGCAACAAAUCGGUGCUAUUGGCAGCAAAGGCGGCGGCCUAGGCGGAGUGGGCGGGGUCGGCGGCGUGGGCGGCGUCAACACGUACCAGCAGCAAUACCUCGGCUACUCGGGCCCUGUGGGCGAGGCGCAGUACUCCCUCCAGGGGUUGUUACCGCGGCCCGCGCCGCCGGCCAACAGCUACUACUCGCCGUACCAGCCGCCCGCCGCGCCCGCGCCCACCUACCCGCUGCAGUUCACGCAGCCCGCGCAGUCGGGGGCCUUCGGGUCGCAGUUCCUGUCGUCCCAGCUGCAGGUCGCCGCCGCCGUGCAGCAGAUGCAGCAACAGUACCGGCAGCCGCUGCAGCAGCAGUACGCGCCGCAGCCGCGCCCGCCGCCGCAGCAGCAGCUCAAGAGCCCGCUGCACGAGCACGCCAACGGGUUCGCGCCGCUCUGUGAGAGCGCCUCGCCCACGCCCAAGGGGCCCAAGACUGGCAAAGGCCCCCACUCGCCGCCGCACAAGUACUCGCACCCGCCGCCGCAGCACCUGCACCAGCACCACCAGCAGCAGCAGCACCACCAGCAGCAGCAGCACCACCAGCAACAGCAGCAGCAGCAUCAUCAGCAGCAGAUGCAGCAAAUGGUGAACAUGAGCAACAACAACCGCGGCGGCAAUACCGCGGGCAUGCGCGCCGGCGGGCUGUCGGCGCCGCGCUACCCGUCGCCCAUCCAGCGGCCUCACGCGCCGGCGCCGCUGUACCGCGCCGCGCCGCCCGCGCGCCACCACCACGCCGCGCCGCCGCGCGUGUCGCCCUCGCCCUACUACCAUCACCAGCGCAACGGAGGCGCCCCCGAGCGCGUGGAGACAGCAGAGGCUGCGCCGGCGGCGGGCGAGCCGGCGGACGAGGCGGCCCCGGCGCCCGAGCCCGCCGCCGCCGACGCCAAGACCGAGUGAGCGCCCACUGCGCACCGCCUGGAGAUUACCCAAGACAAGUCGACGUACCGAGCGUCGCUCAUUUAGGUUUUCGGUAUUUUAAGUCGUAAAUUAUGGAAGUGAUUUUAAGAUUAUUAUAAGUUUAUACGGAUCGGAGUGCGAUAUAUCUUCGAUUAGUAUCAUUGAAACUAGCCAGUAGUGCGAGGAGCGUGUGUUGGCGACACGCAUAGAGACUGUAUUUAGCGGUGUGACUUUAUUUAUCGAUGCGUGAGUCUGGUUACGGCGACGGCGCCCGGCGCGCCCGCCGCGCUCCCUCCGGCCGCGGCCGCACCGCGCAGGCGCACGGGAGGCGCUCCGUUUGUUUGUAUGUAAAUAUAUUGAUCCGACAGCUGUGUUUGACUGUCUACUUGACUGUUAUAUUUAAGUAUAAACGCAAACGGUCGGCGGCCUCGCUACAAUCGAAUUUUGUAUCGCGAGAUGAUACGUCGAAGUAAAUGAUACUGCCUUGAGCCCUCUCACUAGUGAAUACAUAGCUUGGGACUUCGCAAAAUGAAUGUCAAUGCAAUAUAAAUAAAAGUAAUUAAUUGGAGCUGUAGUAAACUGAAUGGCGCACAGCGUCUGCUGACCGGCGCGCGUUAGCGCUCCAUGUAUCAUAAUCAAUUAUUAUAUGCGAAUAAAAUUAUUAUGACCGAACUCA
Plutella xylostella (diamondback moth) is the source of this 7101-nucleotide messenger RNA. It is a transcript of the gene nocte, whose product is annotated as no circadian temperature entrainment. NCBI's taxonomy places the organism in Eukaryota, Metazoa, Arthropoda, Insecta, Lepidoptera, Plutellidae. The record is from RefSeq and is a predicted model, not a curated record. Gene Ontology annotation, biological process: cell differentiation.